Helianthus annuus (common sunflower) is the source of this 1515-nucleotide messenger RNA. RefSeq lists its product as uncharacterized. Bases 98 to 1357 code for a protein of 419 amino acids. NCBI's taxonomy places the organism in Eukaryota, Viridiplantae, Streptophyta, Magnoliopsida, Asterales, Asteraceae. The record is from RefSeq and is a predicted model, not a curated record. The transcript has 3 exons.
CACCUUUCAAAGGCAUCUCUCUCUCUUUCUUCCUCAUAACAAUAUUUCUUUCUCUCAUUCUUAUUCUUUCCUGCAACACCUUGUUGUACUCUCAUUCAUGGCGGUCUUGCAACUCUCACCCUCUCAAACCCACAAAGUACAACCCACAAAGCGUAGAAGAAGACAUCACCCACAAAACCCUAAACCAAAACAACGACACCAACAACAACAAACACUUCAAACAGCAUCACCAACAUCAUGGGACCAGAUCAAGAAUCUUCUGAAGUGCAAGCAGAUGGAUGCUGGCGGGUCGGAUCCAAAAAUCCAACCCGACCCGGUGAGGAACUCAAAUGGGUAUUCAAAGUUGAGUUCUUGUAGCUCCAUAUGCAGUUUUAGAGAUGUUGCUAAUGGGAAUACUAGGGUUGUUCAUAGGCCGGAUAACUCGCCGGAAAGUACCACUGUUGUUCAAGAUUCCGGUGUCCUCAGGAGGAAGAAGCAUCUGAGUAAUGGUGUGUCGUCGUCUUCUUCGAAUAAUGCGGGUUCUGAUAAAUCUAAUGGUCAUGGGAGUUACAUGUCGUCUUCUAGAGGCAUGCAGUUGAGAAAGCUCUCAGGGUGUUAUGAAUGCCAUGCUAUUGUGGAUCCUGCAAGGAAUGUUAUUGCAAGAAGUACAAUUUGUAUAUGUUCAGAAUGUGGAGAAGUGUUUCCUAAGAUCGAAAGCUUGGAACAUCAUCAAGCUGUUAGGCAUGCUGUAUCGGAGCUCGGGCCAGAAGAUUCGGGUCGAAACAUAGUGGAAAUAAUAUUCAAAUCCAGCUGGCAAAACAAGGACCAUCCGAUCUUCACAAUCGAACGUAUCUUAAAAGUCAACAACACACGUCGAACCCUCCAACGUUUCGAAGACUGCCGCAACACCGUGAAGCUACGCGCUACCGCCACCACCUCACGCUGCGCCGCCGACGGCAACGAGCUCCUCCGCUUCCACUGCACCACUCUCACCUGCUCCCUCGGCUCAAACGGCUCAUCCACCCUCUGCGGCUCCACGCCGAGCUGCGGCGUCUGCACCAUCAUCCGGCACGGCUUCCAAAGCCCAAAAUCCGGCGACGGCGGAAGAAAAGGGGUGUGCACCACCGCCAGUAGUGGUAGGGCCCACAAUUCUGAAGUGGUUGGGGCGGCGCGUGGGCUUAGGGCCAUGCUGGUUUGUCGUGUGAUUGCUGGGAAUAUGAAGCGCGUGAAGUUAGACGCGUCGCCGGAAGAAGAUGGGCCGUACGAUUCGGUUGGCGGGUAUCCCGGGUCAUACUCGGGUAUUGAGGAGUUGUAUGUCUAUAACCCGAGGGCCAUACUUCCAUGUUUUGUUGUUAUUUACAAGGUGUUGGAAAGUUGAUAUAUCAUAUUAUUUUAACUUUUGAAUUCAGUUUUAUAUUUAGUGUUUUGAUUAUUAGAGACCUAAACUUAAGUUGUGAUGAGAACUCUUUGAUUAUCUACUUAAUUUGUAUAUAAAGUUAGUGAGUUUGUAUAAUGUGUAGCUUUUAUAUGAUUUAA